GUGCAGUAGGAUAUCUGACGUCACAAAAGCCAGGCCCGGGAGCCUGGUGGGUUGGCGUGGGUGGCACGGAGUUGGGGGCCGCUCGGGGCCAUGGGCUGCUGCCAAGACAAGGACUUCCAGACGGAUGAGCCGGCCUCGGAGGAAGUCGAAGGCUCUGAAGAGGUCCACAUGGGCCCGCCCGACCACCGGAAUCAGAGGUCGAAUGAAAGCCUCCUGAUCACUGUGCUGUGGCGGCGGCUAUCCCUGUUCAGCCGUCGGGGCUCAAGCAAGAGACAAUCCGCCCAGAGUCAAAAGCAGGGAUUGCAGGAGAGCAACCAGGAGGGGAUCCUGGAGGAGCCGGAGAAGGGGUGACCCCAGCCCUGCUCUCAGUCUGCCCCAGCCUCCAGAGAAUAAAGUUUCUAACGUGUACCUGCCCAGUA
Canis lupus familiaris (dog) is the source of this 419-nucleotide messenger RNA. Its product is annotated as testis-expressed protein 54-like. Lineage: Eukaryota; Metazoa; Chordata; Mammalia; Carnivora; Canidae. The transcript is spliced from 2 exons. The record is from RefSeq and is a predicted model, not a curated record. The coding region runs from base 91 to 351 and encodes 86 amino acids.